AGCAUCCACCAUUGCGCAUGCGUCGUAUCCAGAGUGGCACUUCCGUAAACAAAAUGUCGUCAACAAUGUUUUUAAAUAGAACAAUACCUAAAAAUCCAGACGACGAUUUUGUAUUGCAUGGAAGAUCAACAGCUUACUGGGAAAGAGAAGAAUGUCCCACAAAUUCACAAUUAACUCUCACCACUGCAAGAUUAAGCCAAAAUGACAUUUACAACCCUGAUAAUUAUAGAGUGAGGAAACGUGAAAAGAAAUAUGCCACAACCCUCUCAGAUCUUGCCAAUAAUUUGGAAUACCUAAGUGACAGAGUGGACACCACUCUUAGUAAAGGUGUCACAUUUAAGAAUGAUGAUAGAGAAAUUGAAGAAGAAAUACGGCGAGAACUAAGACAGAGAGUGGAUGCAUCAUCUUUUACAAAACCAGUUAAAUUGACUGAGAGCCUUAGGAGAGAUCUAGAUGAAGAUGAUUUGUUAGAAUUAUAUGAGAAACAUGUAGGUGAGAUUGAUGAUUUUUCGGGAAAACCAACAUCACCUAGGGAUGCACAAUGGUAUGUUAAUCCAAACCAUUUGGACACAACCAGUGAGGCCCCAACUAUGCAGAGUAUAGGUAAAACAUACAGAUAUGGAGAUAGAUGCAAGAGUGAAUAUGCUGACAAAGACAAAGUAGCAUUAGACAAUUUCCCGGUAACUCUAGGUUCAUCUUAUGAGUUAUGUGCCCUUGACUUCCCAGCAUCUGACCCAUUAAAUCAAACAGCACCACCAUCUCUGAGAACUGGAAGAUCUAAGUCAGCUUCUAGAAUUGGCAGAUCGCACACAUUUAGGACUGUAGACAAGUCAUUCAACCCAGAACAGAAUUUAGACAAAUUGUAUCUUAUGACAAAAGAAGCCCCAACUAUAGGAAGUUCAACUGUACAAUUUGCAACUCCACAUGAGCUGAUCCUGGGAAAACUUAGAAUGGAAAGAUUAAAACUUGAAGAGGCUAAACUGCUUGAAUUGAAACGAUUAGAAGAACUAGAAAGAACAAGGGGACCAAAGCCUAAAUGGUAUGAAUCCAAAGGUCCAGAAUUCCACUACGAAUCACACAAGAAUACGCAGCUAAUACGGUCUGUGUCCGACUACCAGGAUAUGUUAGAUUACAGGGAGGACCUUCUCAGAUCAUCGUAUGACAACUUGAAGAAAUAUAAUAGAUCUCUACUUCUUGCAUAAUGAAGAAUUUACUUGACAAAAUUUUUUUUCCUCCCCACUGAUGGCAUUUUAAUUUGGUUUUAACUGUGAUUUAAAAUAUUUUAUACAAUGUUUGACUCAUUUUAAUCAGUAUUUAUUUUUCUUUUUGCUUUUUUGUUUUCUGUAUUUUGGGAUUUUUCAUUACCUAGUGAAGUCUUUUUUUGCUUUAUUUAGACUUUCGAAAAUAUAGAAGAUCAAUAAAAAAGAAAACACCUUUAUAUUUACAAUAAAUGUUGUUGUUUUUUCCCAUACUUACAAAUAUUUUAUGUUUUUUUUUUCCCGAAACUUGAAAAAUCAUUGUGAUAUUUCAUUUCAAAAAUGAUGUCUUUAUUUAUCCUAAAUUACUCAUUAAUUUUGGUUUAGAAAAUCUCUUUGGUAUAUAAUUAAAUAUUUAUAUGUUUAUUUUCCAAAAUGUGGUUAAAAAAAUCAUCAUAUUUAGUAUGUGAUUUAAAAAAAAAUCAGGAUAUUUAGAUAAUGCUUUCAUUAUGAGUAAACUUCUGUGAACUGAUCGGUAGACUCUGUAUGUUAUUGUUUUAUAUUGGCCAUGCUUCUAGAUCUGUAUUUUGCUAUUUACAGGCAUAAUAUUAUAUACUUUUAUCAAAUUUACAUCAGCUUAUACCUUUCAUUUAAUUUACACAUAUAUUUGUUUUUGUUUUUUAGUACAUGUAUCCAUUAUGGAAAAGAACAAAGUAGUAUAUUGUAUAAUCUAGUCUGUAGGAGUUUUAUUUAACCCACCAGUAUUCUAUGUUAAAUGUGUUGUUAUUGUUUUAACUUUACAUAUGCUCAAUACGUGAUAUAUUUUUAUGUUUCUGUUAUUAAUUGGUAGCUCGAUAUUCCUUUCUAUUAUUUCAUCAGAUUUGAAGGAUAUAACUCUUUUCCUGAAUUGGUUCUAUUUGGGACAAAAAAUAAUUUAAAUUAUAAUUAUUUUAAGUCCCAGGUCCUAUACUGAAAUUCCUUCAAACCAGGAAUGUUUUUUAUAAACAUUAACGUUUCUGUUCAUACAAAAAGAAUGUUUCUUUACCAGAAUUUAAUGUAUAUUCAUUUAUUUAGUUUUAUUUUCAAAGACCAUACUUCGUCAUAUGUCAAAUUAAAGGGAUGUAACUUAACCUGAAUUGAAAGAUAUUUUUCAGUAGUGCUUGUCUCCCAUUAGUUAGAGCCAUAUUUACUGCCUCUUGCACCAUGUAUACAAUGUUGUUUGAGAAUUCUUAAGAAAUUUGUUUUUUAACAAGUCAAUGUUCAUUGGUUUUGGAUUAAGAAUAUAUAUGAGCCGUGUCACGACAAAACCAACAUAGUGGGUUUGCGACCAGCAUGGAUCCAGACCAGCCUGCGCAGUCUGAUCAGGAUCCAUGCUGUUCGCUUACAAACCCUAUUACAAGUAGAGAUACUGAUAGCGAACAGCAUGGAUCCUGAUCAGUCUGCACAAAUGCCCAGGCUGGUCUGGAUCCAUGCUGGUCGCAAACCCAUUAUGUUGGUUUUUUCGUGACGCGGCUCAUAUUUUUAUUAAGUCUAAGAGUGCAUAGUGCAUUGGUAUACAACUGAACUAAACUGAUCGUGCUGAACAAAAAUUCUAUUUUGAGUAAUAAUUAUAAUAAUAGGUUCAGCAGAUAUAACCUGGUCCAAUGUUCACUUCAGUUGAAGGAUCAGAAUCCAGAUCAGGAUCAAAUUUAAAAACUCAAAUAUUCUAUUGUUUAUUUUCAUGGAUUUAAUGUUUAAUUAACUUGAUAAAAUAUUGGACUAAAAAUAGAAUGUUUAUGAAAUUUUAGAAUAUGGGCAUUUCACAGUUGAUCCAAAUAUUGAUCCUGAUCCUUAACUUGAUCUUUAUUUUGAUUUCAUUAUUUUUGUAUUUGUUUUGUUAUUGGACAAUGUUAUCCAGAAAUAGGGUUGUAACUUUGUAAAUCCGCAAUUUUUUGCAAUCUGCAUAUGUACCAUUCAAAUUCUAACAAAAUACGAUCAAUUUUAUUUUAAUAAAAAUAUAAUCAGGAUAAUUUGAUCCUGAUCCUAAUAUUUUCUUUGUGAACACGUGACCUGAUGACAUGUAAAUUACAUGGUUAAUCACUGCUAAUCUGUAAGUACUAGGUGUGCCUUUAUUCUUAUCCAUUUUUGUUUUGAAAAUAAAGUGAAAAUGCCUGUAUAAACAUUUAACAUUAUUGCAGAAGAUAAAUACUUGUUACUUUUUAAAAUCUAUACAUAGAUAUCUUUAAUGUCAGGUGUAUAAAUUUGUACCAAAUACUCACAGACAAUACAACAUAGUAUAUGGCUUUUGUACACAGAAACUUCAUCUAAAUAAAUGGUGGCUCUAGUUCAUGGAUAGCCUGAAAACUUAUCACACGGUUUCCAACUGUUAUCAUCCUUUUUACCAAAAAAAAAAAAAAAAAACACAACUAUUCUACAUGUACUCGUAUAUGCAUUUACUUACAAGGAAAAUAUAAUUAUAUGGAAGUGAUAUAAGCUUUAUUUUUUCACUAUAUAUUGCAGAUUAUGAAAAACCCUUAUUGGACAUACAAUGUAUAUUUGGCUUUAUCAUAAGUACCAAAGUACAUGUGCACUUAUCUGUACAUGUAUACAAUAAUAUGUGUUUAAAUUUGCCACAGAAUAGUUUAGAAGUGCUAUAUAGUAAUAUUUUUGCACACAGAUAUUUCUUUAGUAAAAUGUUUCAACACUCACUGAAAAAAACGUUUUUUUAGACAUGUAGUUUAUAUAAAGAUGUUCACCUGAAGUAAACAUGUGCAUGUUAAUUGUAUGUUAAUUAUGUUAUAAAUUAGAAAUAAUAUUUUAAAAGAGAAAAUAAAGUAUAAAAGAAAUUUA
Ruditapes philippinarum (Manila clam) is the source of this 4025-nucleotide messenger RNA. RefSeq lists its product as uncharacterized. Lineage: Eukaryota; Metazoa; Mollusca; Bivalvia; Venerida; Veneridae. The transcript has 4 exons. The record is from RefSeq and is a predicted model, not a curated record. The coding region runs from base 18 to 1202 and encodes 394 amino acids.